This is a messenger RNA of Cebus imitator (Panamanian white-faced capuchin), 2330 nucleotides long. It is a transcript of the gene FAHD1, whose product is annotated as fumarylacetoacetate hydrolase domain containing 1. Lineage: Eukaryota; Metazoa; Chordata; Mammalia; Primates; Cebidae. The coding region runs from base 269 to 934 and encodes 221 amino acids. The record is from RefSeq and is a predicted model, not a curated record. The transcript has a single exon. Gene Ontology annotation, molecular function: acetylpyruvate hydrolase activity. Gene Ontology annotation, cellular component: mitochondrion.
ACUGGGGCUGCGGCGGCGGCCAGAGCUGGGCCGGGAGAGCUGAGCCGCGAGCCUCCGCCUCUUUCCAGGCACCGCACAGCAGCUCCCUGGAGGCCGAGCGUCGCGCCACCCGGGCACCCUGCAGAUCGCGAGGUGGAACGGGCAGUCGCUGGGGCGCGGGGGCGAGUGGGGAGAACAGCGUUCCGAAGCAUUUGGUCCUCUCCGGCUUGCCGUAGGCAUCAGCUGACUGGUCCAGCUCACGUGACUGCAGGGGCACUUGGUUGGAGUCAUGGCGCCCUCCAGGCCACUGUCCCGCUUCUGGGAGUGGGGGAAGAACAUCGUCUGCGUGGGGAGGAACUACGCGGACCACGUCAGGGAGAUGCGCAGCGCGGUGUUGAGCGAGCCCGUGCUGUUCUUGAAACCGUCCACGGCCUACGUGCCCGAGGGCUCGCCCAUUCUCAUGCCCGCGUACAGCCGCAACCUGCACCACGAGCUGGAGCUGGGCGUGGUGAUGGGCAAGCGCUGCCGCGCAGCCCCCGAGUCUGCGGCCAUGGACUACGUGGGCGGCUAUGCCUUGUGCCUGGAUAUGACCGCCCGGGACGUGCAGGACGAGUGCAAGAAGAAGGGGCUGCCCUGGACUCUGGCCAAAAGCUUCACGGCGUCCUGCCCGGUCAGCGCGUUCGUGCCCAAGGAGAAAAUCCCUGACCCUCACAACCUGAAGCUCUGGCUCAAGGUCAACGGCGAGCUGAGACAGGAGGGUGAGACAUCCUCCAUGAUUUUUUCCAUCCCCUACAUCAUCAGUUAUGUUUCUAAGAUCAUAACCUUGGAAGAAGGAGAUAUUAUCUUGACUGGGACGCCAAAGGGAGUUGGACCUGUUAAAGAAAACGAUGAGAUCGAGGCUGGCAUACACGGCCUGGUCAAUAUGAGAUUUAAAGUGGAAAACCCAGAAUACUGAGGUAUUUCUUAAGUUUCACGAGAGAAGGGAACAAGACAAAAGCAAGCAACAGCUGUUAAAUGUCACAAUCUUUUAAUAAGAAACCAAUUAUUUAAAAAAUGAUUAGAUUGCCAUGCCUCAAUUCCUAGAAGAUGGACGCUUCAAGAAAACGUGAAGUAGAACGAAUGGGCCAGAAAUUAACACAGCCAAAGUAAAGUAUUUCUUCGGAAAAGAUUUUAUGAAACCAAAUGUUAAAAAGUUUCUUUUUGCAAAAAUUGGAGAAGACUUUUCAGUGGAUUAUCUAUAGGAUGAUCAGUAGUUCAAGCCUUAAAAACUGCAGAGAAAACUGAAAGUUAUUUUGCAGGUAACUUUCCAGUGUUUCCCAAAGUUUCUCAGACUUGGUAAUCAUCAGGAAGAAUUUGUAAAAAUAAAAAUUUCCAAAUUACUGGCCCAUCCCAGAUUCACUCAAUCAAUUUGAUGGGAUUAAUCUCUGGUGAAGCAGUGUUUACAGAGCACUCUAAGUGAUUCCUAUCAGGGAAAUGUGGAAAAACACUGCUGUACAGAAUCAAGUUUAUUUAAAAUUUUACUUAGUAAGUGAACAGUUAAUGAAGAUUUCACCUAUUAGCGUAUCUACCCAGACCCACUGAUUCUGAGUUCAAAAGAUGAUUUUGAAAUUAUUGUUGUCCAAAUAAAGGUGCUGCCUUUUUUGUGGCUUACAAGUGUAUUUUUUUCCCCCAGUAAUGGUGAAGAGGGAGUAUUUCCUCUUUAUGGGACUUUAGACCUUAGUCUUUGACUUUUGGCCUUCUGAGCACUGUGCUGUAUUAACAGAGUUAAUCAGCAACUGUAUCUCCCAAUCGGAGAUAAGGAGGCUUUGUGGAAGUUGAAUAGCCUGGGACUGCUGCUUUUGCUCUUGCCUGCACCCUUCUCUGAAAAAGAGGUCUAGACAAGAUGCACAGCAUAGCUAUCAAUGCCUGGAGGAGUCCUCUGGGCUUCGGCAGGGGUUCUGUUGGCCCCUUGAAGAAAGCCUAGGACAUCUAAUUUAGUAAUAAUGGUCAACAUUUAUUGAACACAGUACUGUUAGGCAUCAUGUCAAGCAGUUUAGUCUGUAUUUCUAUGCGUUAUGUAACCCUCAACCAAGCCGUAAUGUUAGUAUUAUCACUACCAUCCCCAUUAUUCAGAUGAAGAUCUAGAGCAAGCCUGGCUAAAUCACUCAGCUUAGUGGCAGAGCCAAGAUGGAACCCAGCUCUACUGACACCAGACCUGAAGUCUUGACCACAAAGUGGGCUGCAUCUUGUAAGCAAAUAUAUAAGAAGAAUCAAACAUUUAUGUAUGCUACAACCCCAUGCUUAAAUUAUAAUUUAGUAUGAGGAAGUGCCAUAAUUUGAUUCCUUUAUUAAAUAUCAUGCUAUCUUAACUA